Molecule: messenger RNA, 429 nt
Organism: Eimeria acervulina
Lineage: Eukaryota; Apicomplexa; Conoidasida; Eucoccidiorida; Eimeriidae
Exons: 2
Coding region: 1-429 (142 amino acids)
Source: RefSeq, a predicted model, not a curated record
AUGCUUGUUGCUGCUGCUGCCGCUAUGGGAGCCUCAGUGAGGCCUCCUAUUGAGCUGCAGCAGCUGCCGCUGCAGCUGCUGCGGCAGCUGCUGCAGGUGCUCCAGCACGAGUGUGGGGUGAGUUGGGGGUGGCCACCUGCUGCCGCCGCCGCACAGCAGCAGCAGCAACAGCAGCAGCAGCAGCAGCAGCGGCGACGGCAUCAACAGCAGCAGCUGCAUGAACAGAUAAACGGAACAGGCCAUAACGGACCCGUUAUAUUGAACAGAAGCCUCUGCGCAGCAGCAGCAGCACCGCCGACACGGCAGCAGCAGCAUCAGCAGCAACAACACAAACGGCGCAGCAGCACUGGCAACCCGACGCAGCAGCAGCAGCAGCAGCAACCAGAGGCAGCAGCAGCAGUAACAUCAGAGAAUGGCGACCUCAGCUGA